GAAACGGAGGCGCUUAAAUAGCUCGUGCUCUCCCGCAUUGGAACCCAGUGCAGAAGCGCCGCGCGCGGAGGUUUCAGUUCUCAGCCAGGAGCAGAGUUCCCGUUGCGGGGCUCCGGUGCGGGGCUGAAGUUUAUUUUUUAUGCACGUUCUGAAAGAAGAAGAAAACCAGGAAGCGACAAAACAAUCCUAAAUGAACCAAUGGACGUGUUCAGGAGAAUGCUCGUGCUGUGUGUGACCUGUUCCCUCGGACCGAUGUUAUCAGUCCAGAUGUGCGACAUCAGGAUAGACCUGGAGAUGGAGAGAGAUGAGUGCUUGGCCCAGUUGCAAAAUGUCACAUCAGGCUGCAGCGGCGAGUGGGACUUUGCGUGUUGGCCGUCGGCGUCUGUCGGACAGCUGGUCACCAUCCCCUGCCCCAAAUACUUUACUCAUGUCAGUGACUGGGAAGGUAAUAUAUCAAGGUUAUGUACAGAGGACGGAUGGAUGGACAUCGACCCCGCUGUGAGUGCUGAGAACUGCGGCUACAGCCUCAAUGUCACCGAGGUGGACAUGGAUUUCCCUCACUUCCUGCGCUCGGUGAGGAUCGGAUACACCAUCGGCCACGCCGUAUCUCUCACGUCCCUCGUCUUCGCCAUCUUCAUUUUGUGCUUUUUCAGGAAACUCCACUGUACGAGGAACUACAUCCACAUUCACCUCUUCCUGUCGUUCAUCCUGAAGGCCAUCGCGGUGAUAAUGAAGGAUGUGGCGCUCUAUGAGAUGGAUCCAGAUGAGUGCAAUUCUGGUUCUGUAGGAUGCAAGGCUGCGAUGGUGUUCUUCCAGUACGGCAUCAUGGCCAGCUUCUUUUGGCUGCUUGUGGAGGGCCUCUACUUACACGCACUCCUCGCCGUCUCCUUCUUUUCCCACAAGAAGUAUUUCUGGUGGUACAUCCUGAUUGGCUGGGGAGUCCCAGCUCUCUUCAUCACCAUAUGGAGCAUUACUAAAGUCUACUUGCAUGAUGUCGGAUGUUGGGAUUUCAUUGACGACCAUCUGUGGUGGAUCAUAAAAACCCCCAUUUUGCUAACAAUCCUGUUGAAUUUCAUCCUCUUCAUAUGCAUCAUCCGGAUCCUCCGCCAGAAAAUCAACUGCAGGGACAUCGGCAGAAGCGAAUCGAACCAGUACUCGAGGUUGGCGAAAUCGACUUUGCUUUUGAUCCCUCUGUUUGGAAUAAACUACAUCAUCUUUGCCUUCAUGCCUCAUCACGUACGGUCUUACAUGCGGCUGGUGGUUGACCUUAUCUUGGGCUCUUUUCAGGGCUUCUGUGUUGCCAUCCUGUACUGUUUCCUAAACGGCGAGGUGCAGUCUGAAAUCAAGCGGAAGUGGCGACGGUGGCACAUGCAGAGGUUUCUGGGCACCAACACAAAAUACCACCAGCCUUCUCUGGCCAGCAACGGCAGCACCUCCAACACCCAGAUCACCAUGCUGACCAAGUGCAGCCCCACCACGCACCGUAUCUCAGGCUGCAUGGACGACUUCUCCACCAUUUGAGAUGACGGAACGGCCUAAUAUCCAACAAUCCAGACCUCUCCCACACUCCUGGGUCGAGCUCAAUCCUGAACUGGUCAUCAUCACAACGUGAACGGCAUAGCAAUGGAAUGCUGUGGAGUUUAGAUGCUCGGUGUUAAAUAGACAUGUGGUCUGGUGUGUCCCUGAUGUGAAUGCUGAUGUUCUUAGUCAUUCAAGUAGCUAGCCCUAGCGAAGGAGACUGGGGUAAAAGGACAGGUUUUCCCAUUUAUGGUUUCGGGACAUGUCAUAAUCAGGAACCUUUCUGACAUGCAAAUAUUUUAAUCAUUAUAUCCAGCCUGAGAGCGAAGAACAGAGACAGAAGACUGCACUCUGUGAAGUACUUGAGUAUGAAGAAUAGCCUGUCCAAAUCCUGAAUCAUCCCCAACUCUUUCAUCGACACACAUACACACACACACACACACACACACACACACACACACACACUCUCACACAUCUCAGGUUCGGAUCAGUGAUGCGAGGGCUGACAUUUAGUGCGGUCGUCUCCCUUCAUCUGGACCUCAUUAACCGGCUCUAGUUGGAUUAAUUGUCACUUUUCAAACCUUUAAUUACCAUAAGGUGACCUCAGAGGUGUGUAUUAGGCCUGUUUCUGUUUCUUUCUUUAUUUCUAUUUCUUUCAUUAUUACCUGGAUGCGACCAGCACGAGCAGUCUGUCUUCUUUUGCUAUCGGUUUGUGAUGCUAUCCUUCCUUUUUUUUUUUUUUCUUUUCAUUUUAAUUGCCGACCUCGGGUCUGUUCCACUGACAGUCAUAAAGAAUGUUUCAUUUGAAUUCCAGUGUAUUAUCACGUAUGUACAGGUAUAUAUGUAUAUAUCCGGGGUGUUUUGUGCCUGUAUUGUUAUUUUAUAGAUCUCUCUGUAAAUGUCGGUGUUGUCAUUUUGUAAGAUUCGUAUUGUAUAUGAAGUGUAUUAUUGCGCUAUAUUAGUUCAUACAGUUCAGAAUACUCGUAUUUUUUUAAAUAUUUCUAAACGUAGUUUCUAAUUUUGGGAAAAGAGUGUCUGUGACUGAUCAGAAUCAUAUUUUCUGUGGAUCGCUAUAAUUCUCGUGACCGUUUACAUGCAUGCUCCUGAUACAUGCGUAAAAGAGAACACCUGUUUAUAUGGACAUGAUGUUGUGCGGAGAUCGGUCAAUUAAAAUUGUUUUGCAGAUAUCUCUCA
Ictalurus punctatus (channel catfish) is the source of this 2712-nucleotide messenger RNA. It is a transcript of the gene vipr1a, whose product is annotated as vasoactive intestinal peptide receptor 1a. Gene Ontology annotation, molecular function: vasoactive intestinal polypeptide receptor activity; peptide hormone binding; G protein-coupled peptide receptor activity. Gene Ontology annotation, biological process: adenylate cyclase-modulating G protein-coupled receptor signaling pathway; cell surface receptor signaling pathway. The record is from RefSeq and is a predicted model, not a curated record. The coding region runs from base 199 to 1521 and encodes 440 amino acids. The transcript has 13 exons. NCBI's taxonomy places the organism in Eukaryota, Metazoa, Chordata, Actinopteri, Siluriformes, Ictaluridae. Gene Ontology annotation, cellular component: plasma membrane.